Molecule: messenger RNA, 1450 nt
Organism: Mauremys reevesii (Reeves's turtle)
Lineage: Eukaryota; Metazoa; Chordata; Testudines; Geoemydidae
Gene: RBFA
Product: ribosome binding factor A
Exons: 7
Coding region: 232-1404 (390 amino acids)
Biological process (GO): rRNA processing
Source: RefSeq, a predicted model, not a curated record
GACCCGGCUGGGGCUGACGGCUCCUGCGAGGAAAGGCAAGUCCCGCACUACGGGCCCUGUUAUUAGUGCCUGGGAGGGCGGCGGCGCCUCUCCUGGGCGAGUGCAGCUGACUCUCCAGCAGCGGCAGAAGGUGGCCUAAGCGAUAAGCGCCUCACUAACGCGGGGGAGCGCGCAGCUCCCGCCUCCAGCGUCUCAGGGGCAGGGCCGGUGGCGGCCGGUGCGGUGCUGCCCAUGCCCGCUAGGGGCGCGGCGCGGCGCAGGGAGGCCCGGCUGCUGCUCCCUCCCCCGGGCCCGGAGCGGCGCGCGGCUCGCGGCAGCAUGUGGGGCUCGCGGGCCGGCCCGGGGCCCCGAUGGCGCCAGCUCCGAGCGAUCGCACGCGGCGGGGCCGAGCGGCGGAGCGCUGCGAGCGGCGGCGGAGCUGAGGCCGGCGCGGGCGCUCUGCUCCCGGGCGGCCCCGGGGGCCGGGCCCUGCACGGGUCCGCCGCCCUCUGCGGCUCCAAGAACCUGCUCAAGAAAUUCGCCUCGAAAACCAAAAAGAAGUUUUGGUAUGACAGUCCUACAGUGGGGUCUCAUUUGGUGUACAAACCAUCUAAGUUGGCCACUAUACUAAAGGCUACUCAGCAGAAAACUAGGAAAGAAGACAGCAUACGCAAAAAGGUCCUAAACGUCCUCUUGUAUAAAGCUGUGACAGACUUGAUGAGCACCUGUGAAGUCAGUCAAGAGGUUUGUGACCUUAAGCUGGAACUCACCAAGGUAUCCCUGUCACCAGACUUUUCAGCAUGUCGUGUGUACUGGAACCCUGCUGAAAGUGCAGAGGAUGAUCGUAUUGAAAGUAUUUUACAGAAAAGUGCCCCACGUAUAAGACAUCUUUUGAUUACCCAUCAGGUCCUGAGAACUGUUCCUCCAAUUGUGUUUGUUAAAGACAAAGAAGCUGCAGCAUUAAAAGAGAUUGAUAGGUUAUUGGCAAUUGCUGAUUUUGGACCUCAGGAAGAAAAAUACACAUUGGCUGAAAACGACUUUAGUGAAUCAUCUUCUGAGAUGGCAGCUUCGUCCAUCCCAGCUAAUCUUUUUGGGAUCGAUCAUGAAGUGCUCAAUAAGCAAAUAAUGGAGUACAAAAAAAUGAAAAAGGUGAAGGACACAGAAGGCAUUGGGUGGGCAGAACAGCAGCAGGUGCAGCUGGCUGAGAUACAAAAACAAAAGAAAAUGAAAAAGAAGAAAAUAAGGGAUCCCUUUGAGAAUGAUAUCACACCACAGAAAUAUCUGCUGGACAAAUAUAGUGAAGAUUCUUUGGAUGGUGACAUUACACCUUCUCAAGAUAGCGAACUGGAGUAUGAAUUACAGGAAGUGGUAGAUGAACUAGAGGUAGAUGAUGACAAAAAUCAAUCUACUACCAAACUUAAGUGAAACUAAAAAGCCUUUUUUAAAAAAAAUAAAAACUGUUGGUAAUUAA